Molecule: messenger RNA, 3090 nt
Organism: Candida dubliniensis CD36
Lineage: Eukaryota; Fungi; Ascomycota; Pichiomycetes; Serinales; Debaryomycetaceae
Gene: PPS1
Product: Pps1p
Exons: 1
Coding region: 1-3090 (1029 amino acids)
Biological process (GO): protein dephosphorylation; nuclear DNA replication
Molecular function (GO): protein tyrosine/serine/threonine phosphatase activity
Source: RefSeq, a predicted model, not a curated record
AUGAGUUCAACUUUAUCUUAUUUGCGUAACCAGCAUCGAAACAGAAAAUUGAGUACUACCACCACCACAUCAUCUGAUACUACUACCAGUACCACAGUCACAACCACCCCAGAUUCAUUAUAUUACAAAUCUGAUAAUGUUAAUAUUCCUAGAUCUUGUUUAGUACCCCCACCAACAACAACCGUUUCCCCAGCAAUUGCAACUCCAACUUCAAUUACUAUGUUAUCUUCAUCAUCUUCAGCUUCAAGUAUAUUGAGUAAUGUUGCUCUCCCAAACUCUUCUUGGACACCUCAGGAAAGUCAUAUGGCUUCACUGCAGAAUCAGCAGCAACAGCAACAGCAACAGCAACCAGAACAACAAAAACCAUCAACUACUUCUUUAGCAUCACUAUUGUCUUCGUCGUCAUCCUCAGCACCACCCACAAGACGCACAAGUACUACUGUUGAUAACAAUGUCAUCGCUAGUGAUGGAAGUUAUAGAUUUGGUAAUGGUGGUAGUAUCAAAAAUAACACUAAUAGCAGAAAGAGCUCACGGUCAAGCACUUAUAGUAAUUGUCAUACUGCAUUCCAAGAUUUCCAAGAUGUUUGGUUAUUCAGAUUCAAUAAAGGCUUAAAGAGUUAUUUUGAAGAUAAUAAUAGUGGUGAUAUGGGAGAAGAUCAAGUGUUUGUUAUUAACACUGUUGCUCAACUUAAUCGAUUAUUAUAUUUCAAUUAUCAUCAAAAACUGGGGUUUGAUUAUGAAUAUUCGGAUACAUUAUUUCCUUAUUUACAUGGACUUAAUGAGCGAGAUCAACAAGUACAUUUUGUUAGAGAAGCUGGUAAAUCAGUUGAUAAAAUUAAUCAUCAGCUUGUAAAUUUAACUAUUAAUAAUUUCAUGUUUAUUAAUACCACGAAAAAUGAUAACAACAACAACAAAGAGAAUAUUCCAAAUUUAAUCAAUACUGUGAAUGUUGAAGAUCUAGUACCAUCAAAAUCUCGAUACUCAAGUAAUAAUGAUUAUGAAUAUUAUUAUUCUAGUAGUGGUAAUAAAGUCAAUUGUCGCAAUUUCGGCCAACAAAUUGAAUUAAUGGCACCAUUAUCUCAUAUGGUGGUUUAUAAUUACAAUACUUGUACUAAUAAAACCAAUAAUAAUACCCAAAAAUUAGUGAACAAGUUGUUGUCAUAUAUGAAAUCUUCUGGUAAUCGAUUUAUUUAUAUUAUUGACAUAGAGUGUGAACACCAAUAUUCCAAUCUGACAAAUUCUAAUUCUUGCGCGCCUUGGUGGCGGUCAAUAGAUCAAAGUUAUUUUGAUAAUGGCUCUGAUGAAUUGCAUUGGUAUAAUAAUGCCGUUGUUAAUCAAAUAAUCAAAUCUCCUACUCCUUACACUAAGAACAAUAAUGGUGACACCAGUCACAACAACAACAAUAAUAAUAAUAAUAAUAAUAAUAAUAAUAGUAACGAAGUUUUCAUUAGUCAAGGAGAUGGAUUUUUCAAUAAAUUCCAUCGAUUGGAACAAAAUUUAAUUUGGAAAAUGUAUGGUAAACAUUGGAUAUUAAAUAAUAAAGUAUGUGUUGGUAAUAUUCUUGAUUACCAACAAAUACAAGAUCAAAUAGAUAAUCAAUUCAAACUUGUGAUAUAUUGUGAAGAUUAUCAAAAUGAAGCAUGUUAUGAUAAAUUCCCCACAUUAUAUGACUUGCAAUGUAUUUGGCAAGAUUAUAUGCUGGGAAAUCAUAUUCAUCAUACGUAUAGAAUAACGAUCCCAUCAUUGGGUUUUAGAGAUAAUCAAUCAGUUGAUGAAUAUGAACUAAUAAUGAUCUUGAACAUCUUGAAAUUAAUUGAACGAAUUAGUCGAGUUAAUAAAGUAUUUAUUGGUUGUUAUGAUGGAUUCACUCAUUCUACUAAUUUAUUAGUAUUAGUAAUGCAAUUAUUGGGUAAAUUUAUCAUUGAAGAAUCAAUUUUCCAAUUAACAGAAACAGAAAAUGUCAAAUUAUUUUUUUCAAAUCCAGAUAUUAUUGGUGGUGAUUUACAAUUUUUACGAGAAUUGGAACCAUUUGUUGAUUAUUUGAACAAACAUUUAAUUCAAGAAUUCCCAACUAUCAUUGAUAUGAAUAAUUUAGAUUUAGAUUCAAUUCAUCGGUAUUAUUGUCUCAAUCCCAUUGCUAAACCUCCACUUUAUCAAGAUGAUUGGUUUGUUCCCAAGACUAAUAAUUCCAAACAUGAUAUAAAUUUACCAACGAGAAUUUUACCAAAUGUAUAUUUAGGAAGUUCAAAACAUGGUGGGUCAUUAACAAUAUUACAAGCUUAUAAAUUCACUCAUGUGAUUUCUAUUGAUGAAUUACCAACUUGGUGGCAUACUUUGAAGAAAUAUUAUAAAUUUGAUUUCCAAUUACAAGAAGAAGAAGCAGAAGAAGAAGAAGAAGAAGAAAAGGAAGAUAAAGGUAGAGGAAAAGUUAAAAAUAAUUGUAAAAUUAUUAAACCAAUUUAUACAUUUAAUAAUUCAAAAUCGAAAAUUUAUGAAUUUGAAUUUAAUCUGAAAAAUUUGAAAUCAAUACCUCAAGAAUUAUUAAACAAAUGGUCUUCUUCAUCAUCAUCAUCAUCAAUGGGGUUACCACAUAAGAAUUUCAAAUCAUUAAUUUAUAUUCAUGAUUUUAAAGAUGAUGGUAGAGAUUCAUUAAUGGAAUUAUUAAUUGAUGCACCACCAGCUAUCCAAGAUAAAAUAUUAUUAGGUUCAACAACCACCAAUAUCAAUAAUCCUUCCACCACCACCACCACCAACAACAACAACAACAAUUAUACUAAUAAAACUUUAGUUCAUUGUAAAAUUGGCGUUAGUAGAUCAGCAACAUUAAUAAUUGCUCAUUUAAUGAAAACUUAUCGUCUUGGAUUUUUACAAUCAUAUUUCAUUGUUAGAGUUCAACGAUUUAAUAUAAUUAUUCAACCAAAUUUGAAAUUAUUUUAUGAAUUAUAUUUAUUUGAUCAAUGGUUAGGAUUAAAAGAUUUUUAUAUUAAUCAUCAAUUUAAAUAUUAUAAUUGGGAAAUCAUUUGUUGUUUAAUUAAUCAAUUAAAUCAAAUUUAUAUCAAUCCAAAAUCAAUAACCUUUCCUUCGUCAUAA